Myripristis murdjan (pinecone soldierfish) is the source of this 4599-nucleotide messenger RNA. RefSeq names its product zinc finger X-chromosomal protein. The transcript is spliced from 8 exons. Gene Ontology annotation, biological process: regulation of transcription by RNA polymerase II. The record is from RefSeq and is a predicted model, not a curated record. The coding region runs from base 543 to 2786 and encodes 747 amino acids. Gene Ontology annotation, cellular component: nucleus. Gene Ontology annotation, molecular function: metal ion binding; RNA polymerase II transcription regulatory region sequence-specific DNA binding; DNA-binding transcription factor activity, RNA polymerase II-specific. Lineage: Eukaryota; Metazoa; Chordata; Actinopteri; Holocentriformes; Holocentridae.
AUUUUCCUCUACAUCACAUCACUGCUGACGAGCCCGGUUUUUUGGGGCGGAAUUGAAACACAGCUGCAACAAAAACAGGCUGUUCACGCCGACUUCAGCGGACUAACCACACUUAAAAAAAUCAACCCCACUGCUGUGAAAUCUUCCCCCGUCUGCACGACUCCCGGUGUGAGCGCGGUUUCACAGCAGAGCAUGGCCUGUUUGCUGCUGCCUGCCAGUGUGAUUUCCACCACAAACCCUUCCGCAUUUUCCUGCUAGUCUCAGGCUGUGACGUGUAGUGCUGACGGCGGCCUCGGAGCUGGAGGAGCAGGGGGCUGUAGCAUGACAAGAAUUGGCUCCAGACGUCCUGGUUUCAGCGGAGCUCCAGAAACAGCCGGCCCCUCCUUCUCUGCUCCUCUCUGGCCCGCCCAAAUAACACAAAAUUCCCGAUUGAAUCCUGCCCGAGUCUGGGGAAACCAGGCGGCCUGGGAAGCCGAGAAGCGGACAGAGGCCAUCCCUGCAGCAUAAAUCUGCUCUCCAGUGACAAAUGCAGUGCGAGGACAAUGGAUGAGGAUGACACCAGGCUUGCAAUACAUUCUCAAGAGCCUAAAAUAAUAUUACACGGAUCGGAUGAGGGUGGUGCUGGCGGGCAGGAGUUUGUUGUGGAGCUACAAGAGACUGUGUUGGUGUCAGAAGGCGAGGGCGAAGGAAUGGCGGUUCACAGGUUUGCCCCAGACGAGCUAGUGAUCCAGGAUGCUGUUGAGGAUGUGGUGUCUGAGUAUGUGCACUGCGAUGAAGAUGAAGAUGUCGCUGUAGAAACCUGCGUGAUGGCCCUGGAGGGUGAGGAGGAAGGCGUUGCUAUGGGAGACAUCCCUGAAGAUGGGCUGGAUCCAGAGCAACAGGAGGAGGACCAAGACGGCUGUGGAGAUUACCUCAUGAUAUCUCUGGAUGAAGCUGGUAAAAUGGUGUCUGAUGACGGGACCGAGGUCACGGUGGAGGGGGCUGUGGAAGAUCAGGAAGUGGAGAAGGACGAGGACGGCCAGGAGGUGAUAAAGGUGUAUAUCUUCAAGGCCGACUCGGGGGAGGACGACAUGGGAGAAUCAGUUGACAUCAGUGACGGCGACACAGAGAGCGUGGCGCUGACCGAGUCUUCAGGCCAAACGCUGAGAGAGAAGAUGGUCUACAUGUCUGUGGGGGAUUCCCAUCACAAUCAAGGAAACCACGGUGGGUCCAAGGUGACUGAUGAGGUUUAUAUGGAGGUGGUGGUAGGAGGUGAGGAGCCAGUUGCUCACGACCGCUCGUAUGACAGCGUGUCUCUAAGCAAGGACUUCAUGCCUGUGGCCUGGGCAGCUGCUUAUGGUGCUGAGGACAGCGAGAGUUGUGAAAACCGAAACGGUGCAGCCAGCGCUCUGCUGCACAUUGACGAGUCGGACGGGGUCGACGAAAUCAACAGACAGCGCAGCAAGAACAAGAGACGGUCGGAGCCGCGGCAGGUGCAGACAGCCAUUAUCAUCGGUCCAUAUGGCCAGCCUCUGACCGUGUAUCCCUGCAUGCUCUGCGGCAAAAAGUUCAAGUCACGAGGCUUCCUGAAACGCCACACCAAGAAUCAUCACCAGGAUGUCCUGACCAGGAAAAAGUACCAGUGUACGGACUGUGACUUCACCACCAACAAGAAGGCCAGCCUCCACAACCACAUGGAGGUACACACUCUGAGCAGCAAGGCCCCCUUUGAGUGUGAAAUGUGUGGCAAGGAGUUCCACCAGCAGGCGGCGCUAUUCUCUCACAGACUUCAGCACCACCACCGGGAGCCCAAGAACCAGGCGCCUCCACCGGCCACCAAGAUGCAUAAAUGCAAGUUCUGUGACUAUGAAACUGCUGAGCAAGGACUGCUCAACCGUCACUUGCUGGCCGUUCACAGUAAAAGCUUCCCCCACAUCUGCGUGGAGUGCGGCAAGGGCUUCCGACACCCCUCAGAGUUGAAGAAACACAUGCGCACACACACGGGGGAGAAGCCCUACUCCUGCCUCUACUGUGACUACAAGUCAGCCGACUCCUCCAACCUCAAGACGCACAUCAAGACAAAGCAUAGCAAAGAGAUGCCAUACAAAUGCGAGCGCUGUUUCCAGACCUUUGCCGAGGAGGAGGAGUUACUGCAGCACGGACUAACACACGAGGAGAAUAAGACCCACCAUUGUGCCCACUGUGAUCACAAGAGUUCCAACUCCAGUGACCUGAAACGCCAUAUCAUAUCCGUUCACACCAAGGACUACCCCCAUAAAUGUGCCGUCUGUGGGAAAGGCUUUCACCGGCCCUCUGAACUGAAGAAGCACUCGGUGUCCCACCGCACCAAGAAACUCCACCAGUGCCGGCACUGCAACUUCAAAAUUGCAGACCCCUUUGUUCUCAGUCGCCAUAUCCUGUCUGUCCACACUAAGGAGCAGCAGGCUUCCCCUGAAAAGAGUGAGGCUAAGAGGACGGUAGAGACGCAUGCUCCCGCUGCGACACCCAAAAAGGCUGCACCCAGUGGUUCCAGUGGCUCCACUGCACCCGCUCGGGUCAGUGCAGCCAGUUUGGCGAGCAGCGUGACUGUCGUUAUCGGCAAGGGGCAAAAAGAACGGCGGAUUUACCAGUGCCAGUACUGUGACUACAGCACUGGUGAUGCCUCGGGAUUCAAGCGACAUGUGAUCUCCAUUCACACAAAGGACUAUCCCCACCGCUGUGAGAUCUGUUCGAAAGGCUUCCGAAGGCCAUCGGAGAAGAACCAGCAUAUCAUGCGCCACCACAAGGAUGUGGUGCAGGCAGAGUGACUUUGACAGGGCCAAAUACUGUGCCACCACAGAGACUGUUGCCGCCUCCAUCACACAACAAUCACUGCAACCUUCAGCACUACGCUCGACUCACAUUAAAGUAAUGUGACAUGGCCGUGUGCUGCACUUAGUCCGUUUUAAUUGUUUUCCUCUUUUUACAGCCUUCAGCCUAAUAUUCGUUCAGAAAUGUAUAAACAUGUACAUAACAUUAAUGCUCUUCAGAGUAGACAACAGAACCCCUCCAUAGACUUGCACUUUUAACUGCAUGUCCCUUGCUGGUGACAGUGUGCAUGGCAGAUUGUGCAGAUGUCUCUGGUCUCUUUGUAGAUACACAUUUUUCUUUUCUUUCUUUUCAUUUUUUUUUUUUUUUUUUUUAAAUUUUGCAGGCAGCAAUCAGUUCAAAAUCACAAUGGUCCUAAUAAUUAUUAUUUGUCUCACAAGUGAAACGUUAUUGCAAAACGUUUGCAUUGUUUCGUUACAGUGGGGUUUUCUGUACUAAACACAAUAUGGUUGAGGAACCUGUUUCCAAUAGCACUUGCCAACAUGUUGAAGAAGACGAUGAAUGCAGUAAUUAAGUCAUGUACGGUAUUGCAUAUGUGUGUGUGAGUGUGUGUGUGUGUGUGUGUGUGAGAGAGAGAGAGAGAGAGAGAGAGUGAGUGUGAGUGUGUGUGUGUGAGAAAGCGACAGAGAGUGAGAGAAAAGUAUCUUGUGCUUCCCAGUGCUCCAAUCCCAUCACUCUGUAACAUACUGCUUUUAGAGGACACAAGGCUGGCUAUGUACAGCACCCAGAGAGGAAUUUAAAAAAAUAAAUAAAUAAAUAAACAAAACAAAAAAAAAACAAUCAUCAAGUCUACCCAUAGCAGCUUAUGGACAUGGAAAUCACAGGCAAAAUGCAAUGAAAUAGUGGAUGUUUCAUGGUAGUGGAGGAAAAAAAAAAGCUCAUAUAUGCACCCAUAUUGCGAAGAUAUCAUAACCCCCAUGGCUUGAUCAUAACACACUUGUCUUGAAUUUCUGUUGUAAUGCAGUAACAUGUCGUUCAGAUUAAGAAUCUCCUAAGCCCUGACUGACAGUAUUUUGGACCCAAUAUCACUAUCUGGGGAAUUUUUUUUCCCCCUCCCCUCCUGAAAGAUGCGGACCUUUUUUGUGAUCAGAGAAAACUGUCAAGCUUUCAACAAAGGGUAGUGAUGACAAGCUGUUGGGACAGCUGGUUUCUUAACCGAUGAACAAACUUGUUUUUCAUAUGAAUUGACAUGCAGCAAUAUGAUUUUAAUCAUGGACUAAGCAUAAUCUGCAAGCACCAGUUAUCUGUGGAUAAGAGAUGAUACCAAUAUUAGGCUGGAUUUACAAAAAAGAAAAAAAAGAGAAAAAAAAGAACAACUGCAAAUAUUAGCCAAUUACUUUAGUGUCCCAAUAUAUCUACCUGGCCUUAAUAUGGACGGUAUAUUGAAGCUACAGACUGAACUCUUUAUUUCCCCCCCAUCAGUUCUACUUUUGCCAGUAGAAAGGGAAAUGUAUUUGUCUCUUUUAGAUGCAACUUCAGAAGACUGGUGCUGGUGGUGUAUUUGUACUAUGGCUUUUACUUUUAUUUCACCUGUGAUUAUUUCUGUUUUUAUAUUUAUUUCAUCAUUUACCAGUGGUUGUAUAGUUAAGUGUACUAGACUUCUAUGGGACGUAAAUUAUUGUUUGUACACAAAAUCUGUAAAAAGGUGUAGAUGUAAACACUUGAAAAGGAAAUCUGAACCGUGUUGUUAUGGAUGUACUUCAACGUAUUUGUUAAAAAAAAAAAAAAAGGUAAUAAAAGCAAAGUAUUUUA